This is a messenger RNA of Oryzias latipes (Japanese medaka), 1682 nucleotides long. RefSeq names its product sphingomyelin phosphodiesterase acid like 3B (gene smpdl3b). Gene Ontology annotation, biological process: sphingomyelin catabolic process. Gene Ontology annotation, molecular function: sphingomyelin phosphodiesterase activity. Lineage: Eukaryota; Metazoa; Chordata; Actinopteri; Beloniformes; Adrianichthyidae. The record is from RefSeq and is a predicted model, not a curated record.
AGGUUUAGUUAUUAUGAUCCACACAAGCAUGUCAGUGCCUUGGUAAGAAGGUUGUGUUGGCCCGCUCUGCCCUUCCUUUAUAGACCCUUGCCUGUCUUUUCCAGCACAGCUGUUCUCAGACACUCAAACAUGACAGCAACAAGCUUUUUCUUAUCUUGUCUGCUUUUCAAAGGAGCUCUUGCUCUCACUGGAAGCUUUUGGCAUAUCACAGAUUUGCACUGGGACCCAACUUAUGAAGUGACAGAUCAACCGGAGCUGGUGUGCGCCUCUAGCGGCAAACGGCCUGCUUUGAGCGCCGGUAGAUUUGGAGACUAUGUUUGUGACUCACCAUGGCACCUGAUCAAUUCCUCUGUGUAUGCCAUGAAGAGCAUUCUUCCAGACCCAGACUUCAUCAUCUGGACAGGAGAUGACACACCGCAUGUGCCAAAUGAGGAUCUAGGAGAGGAAGCUGUGAUAAACAUCAUCAGUAAUCUUACUAGUGCAAUAACUGAGAUUUUUCCACACACUAAAGUAUAUUCGGCCCUUGGCAACCAUGAUUUUCAUCCAAAGAGCCAGCUUCCUGCAGGCCCAAAUACAAUCUACAACCGAACAGCAGAACUGUGGAAUCACUGGCUGGAGCUAGAAUCAAAGCAAACAUUUAAAAAAGGUGGAUACUACACCGAAAAGCUACUAAACCGAAAUGGUUACAGGAUGCUGGUCCUUAACACAAAUCUGUACUAUGACCAGAACCAAGUGACCCAGAACAUGGAUGACCCAGCGGAUCAGUUUAACUGGGCAGAUCAAAUUCUCACAGAGGCUGCCGCCAUCAAAGAGAAGGUUUAUAUCAUUGGACAUGUUCCUCCAGGAUUUUUUGAGAAGAAGAGAAGUAAGCCAUGGUUUGCACCAAAGUAUAACAGGCGAUACUUGGAUUUAAUAGAAAAGCAUCACUCAGUCAUACUUGGACAGUUCUUUGGUCACCAUCAUACUGACAGCUUCCGCAUGUUCUACAAUAAAGACAGGUUGCCUAUCAGCACCAUGUUUCUCAGUCCGGGCGUCACACCGUGGGAAACCACACUUCCUGGAGUUGUGAAUGGAGCCAACAACCCUGGGAUUCGUGUCUUUGAAUAUGACACAGACACACUGCUGGUGAAAGACGUUGUGACAUAUUAUCUGAAUCUGACUCAUGCCAACGCAGCCAGAGGACGCUGGGAAAAAGAGUACCGUCUCACAGAGAGUUUCAGGGUACCCGAUGCCUCCCCGGCCUCCAUGCACCAAACUCUGGAGCGUUUGGCUAAUGAGCACUGCUACCUGCAGAAAUACUAUGAGUUCAACUCUGUCAGCUAUGACCUGACGGACUGUGGCAGCGACUGCCGCGUCGACCACGUGUGCGCAGCAAGAGAGGUGGACUUCGACAGGUACGAAGACUGUCUGGUGAAAGAAGGAGCAGCCUCCGUUUUUAGUGGCCGGCUGCUGUUUCUUCCUAUAGCUGUCAGUCUGUUGGCCAGUUGGUAGUGAUUGCCAGUUGUAUCAUGUGACACCUAGCACCUUUCAAAACUGUAAAACAAAAGAAAAGAUUGAUCCUCUUCGCAUCUUUUAACUGCAAAAAUGGAGAUGAAAUCCAGCAGAAAUGCUCUUCUUUGAAACUUCUUGGAUAUCCAAAUCUAACCCUAAACUGUAAAUAAAUAAAUUAAAUUAUAGCACUA